Molecule: messenger RNA, 1385 nt
Organism: Malus domestica (apple)
Lineage: Eukaryota; Viridiplantae; Streptophyta; Magnoliopsida; Rosales; Rosaceae
Source: RefSeq, a predicted model, not a curated record
CUCGUACGUAACUCCAAAAAGUCUGAAGUUCCAACCGACCACUCGUUGUCCGGUAAAUGAACAAGACACCAAUGCUGGCCUCCAACACCCUAAACUCCCAAAUGAAAACAGAUUGUCUCUGUAUCCCUUCUUGCUCUUUCCUUGUUUUGACCAAAACCUUAACCCCAAUAAUUAUCCCAUCUUAGACAAGCCCGUUUAGGCGUUUCUUUUUGUUGUUGAUAACGGACAUAAUGAUGAAAAACGUUUCGAAGUCAAAACCCAAGUUUCUGCACUGUUUCCGACCGGUGGACGUGGACAUGGUGCUCCAGACCAAAGCUUCCCGGAGGAGACAGGUCCGGACUAUUGAAUCCAGGGAGGACAAGAAGGCGGCUCCGCUGACGAAAACAAUGUCUCUGGACAGAGGGUGUUCUUCUCCGGCAGAUUCUGAGAACUCGAAUAUGCCUCCGCAUCCGAACAAAACUUUUUCCAAGGCGGUGAAAGCCGUAGUGUUCGAAACAAUCUUGGCUAAGAGAGAUCGUGAUCGGAAAGUUUGCCGGCAGGACUCGUUCGGAUCAAAGCGGUGUUUUUCGUUCAGAAAUGAGGCGUCCCUGAAUUUGGGAGGCGAUGAGUCGGUGAAAGUAAUUGAAGAAACAAAGCCAAAUUCUGAGAUGUCGUUACAUUCUCGUUCUUCCAGUUCAUCAUUAUCCGCAUUAUCUUCUUCGAGUUCGGUUUCGGAAUCCGAAAGGUUGUCCAAAACUCUCUCGGACCCGACGAAACAGAGCCUCGGGAAUCCUAACAACCCCGCCGCGAAACCGAAGAACACGAAAGUGGGGUCCUACUGUUUCAACUCUGGAACAUAUUUUCUUCUCAUCAGCCUUGCAGUGACGGUAUUUUGGGGCAAGGCGAUUGCAAUCCUUGUCUCAUCAAUUUGGAUCUACUUUUUUCCGUGGCAGAGUUCGAGUACAAUCUCGCCGGAAUAUGUGAGGAGGUGGUCGGAGGCGGAGUGUAAGGAUAAUAACAAGAGGGUACUUAUGGAAGGGUUUAUUGAUAGGAAGAACCACCACCACCGCCACCAGACAGAGAGGGGGCAUUAAGUUUUUGACGUGAAAAUUCUCUGUUUCGUGUUUGAUGCAGCUUUUGUGGUUGGAAAGGACAUCAAGGUUUUAAUUGUGUAGGUUCCUUGUGGUACAUUGAGGAGAAAACACAGAACAUUCUGUAUUUACAUUUACUUCUAUGUUUUGCUUGUUUUCUUGAGACUUGUGAGUUUUAUGUGGUUAAGUUAUAUAUAUAAUGCAUGCUAGCCAUGCCACAGAAAAUUGGAAGCGGUAUUCGUGUCGAAGAAAAUCUUGGUUGUAACUUGUAACCAGUGAUAUAUAAAAAAAUACGAAUUUAUAUUUAGUACGCAA